Lasiosphaeria miniovina is the source of this 1710-nucleotide messenger RNA. RefSeq lists its product as uncharacterized. Lineage: Eukaryota; Fungi; Ascomycota; Sordariomycetes; Sordariales; Lasiosphaeriaceae. The coding region runs from base 367 to 1290 and encodes 307 amino acids. The record is from RefSeq and is a predicted model, not a curated record. The transcript is spliced from 2 exons.
GGCUCCGCCACUCUUGUGGCCAUGCAAGACUUUCAGCUAGCAAGGGUGGCACUGUUGUACCGGCGCCUCGUCCAGUAAUGCUAGCUCAAUUCGCCAAUAGCAGCAGCGGACGGUCCCGUGGUGCAGCUUUAUUGAAUCUAGCAGGGCGGCCAGUUCCAGACCUAAGGCGUUUUGGCUGCAGCCUCAUGGCCCGACCUGCGCUAUGUCACUGCUCAUAUAAAUGUGAUGGCGUCGCUGGAAUCUCCCAGAGCCUCGCCGGCUUUCGCGGGUGUGCUCGCGAUUUUUCUCAAUCGCUCGAUAUUUUACUGGCUCAAGAGCUCCUCGAGAUCACACCCGCGGGGAGUCUGUCUCACUAAUUAGUACAUCAUGAUGCCUUCGUUUUCGCGGGCGAGGCGGUUUGCUCUCGUCUUUGCGGCGUCGUUCUCCACACUCGCAGGGGCGGUUGAGAACGCGCCCUGCUACUAUCCCGGGGGCGAGCCUGCACUCGGCUUCUUUCCGUGCCAGGCCUUCAAUGCGCCAGUCAGUUCCUGUUGCCCAGCGGGGUGGACCUGCUUCAGCAACGCCCUCUGCAUCGCGACAACAGACAGCAACUCGUUCCCCAAUCUGACAUUGGGUGCUGUGCAACGAGGAGCAUGCACGAACCCGGCGUGGAACAACAACAUCUGCGGAAGUGCCUGCCUCGACGAUGAUAAUAAGGAGGGCCAGCUUGCCGCCUGCAGCAGUCAGAGCUUCUGCUGCGAGAACGACUUCAACGCUGGCAAAUGCAAUUGCUCCAACAAUGGCGGCGCAUUCACCAUCAGCGCCGGCGUUCCUCAGACCAUCAUCCAGGUGUCCGACACCACGUUUACGGGGACGCCCUCGAUCAGCAUUGCCACAAACCCGCCAAAGACGUCCACCACGAGCAGGCGGUCGACGUCGACGAGUGCCACCAGCACAGCGACGCCAACCACCACCCCAUCGACGAGCGCUUCGACCGCGCACUCCUCGUCGACCACGUCAACCUCCUCCGGCGCGGCCACAGGCACCUCGUCUCCGUCGACUUCUGGUGAUGACGGCGGCGAUGGCAAUGGCCGCCGCAACCUCAUCAUUGGCCUGGUCGUGGGCCUGGUCGGGGGCGUCCUCCUCCUCGGCGCGCUCGGGUACUUUCUCUAUCGGAAGUUCUGGGGCCGCCCCCAGCCAGGCGUCAACGUCGUCGCGGGCGACUUCAACAGCACGUCGAUGCAGCUCGCAGAGAGUGACGUGAACGGGCCCAAUUUUGGCGGGCACUACAGGGCGGGAGGUGGAGCCUGAGAUAUGUGAAAAAGAAGUAGAAUUGCAAUCCCUCUCUCUUUCUACACUUUGCUGACGAGAAGAGCGGGCAUAUCAUUGUUUUUUUUUGGGUCGCACAGUAUCCUUCUCUUAUUCCUUCGAAGGCAUUAAUUUGUCUUUUGCAUCCGUUUUUGUCGCUUCAUAUUAUACCCCACAACCAUAUCUUUGCAUCUAUCUCAUCUCAUCUCACUACAUUUACACAAGUCUAACUUGAUGGAACUAACCUGGGAGAGUGGAAUCACGCCGUAUAUGGAUUGGAAAACGGCCUAAUGAAGGAAACAAAUCUUGAGUUACAUAGGUAUUGGUAUUGGUAUUAACAUAUCUAUACCCCCCCACAACCGCACAUAUUUAUUUAUUUAUUUAUAAAUAUAUACAUAAUAAUAUGACAUGAGAUUUACAUAU